CAUGCGCGCCGCGGCCGGCCGUGCGCCCUAAGGAGUGGCACUUUUUAAAAGUGCAGCCCGGAGGCCAGCCUGCAGCCGCCAGCACCUCCUGUCCGAAUCUCGGUCCCGCCCGUCCCGGCCGCGCGCGCCCCCGUCCCGCACCAGUCCGGCCCCGGCCAGUCCAGCCCGCACCAUGCCGGUCAAAGGAGGCACCAAGUGCAUCAAAUACCUACUCUUCGGGUUUAACUUCGUCUUCUGGCUUGCUGGGAUCGCGGUCCUUGCCAUUGGACUAUGGCUCCGAUUCGACUCUCAGACAAAGAGCAUCUUCGAGCAAGAAAAUAAUAAUUCCAGCUUCUACACAGGAGUUUAUAUUCUGAUUGGAGCCGGUGCCCUCAUAAUGGUGGUGGGUUUCCUGGGCUGCUGUGGGGCCGUGCAAGAGUCCCAGUGCAUGCUGGGAUUGUUCUUUUGCUUCCUCCUGGUGAUAUUUGCCAUCGAAAUCGCUGCAGCCAUCUGGGGAUAUUCCCACAAAGAUGAGGUGAUUAAGGAUAUCCAGGAGUUUUACAAGGACACCUACAACAAGUUGAAGUCCAAGGAUGACCCCCAGCGGGAGACGCUGAAAGCCAUCCACUAUGCGUUGGGCUGCUGUGGUGUGGCUGGGGGAGUGGAACAAUUGAUCUCGGACAUCUGCCCCUCGAAGGAUUUCGUCUCAACCAUCACAAUGAAGUCUUGCCCUGAGGCCAUCAAAGAGGUCUUUGACAACAAAUUCCACAUCAUUGGCGCAGUGGGCAUCGGGAUUGCCGUGGUGAUGAUCUUUGGCAUGAUCUUCAGUAUGAUCCUGUGCUGUGCCAUCCGCAGGAGCCGAGAGAUGGUCUAGAGUCGGCCUGCACCCUGAGCAGGAAGGUUUACCCCUGAAGAUCGUCGGUUGCUUUCUUGGGGUUUUGUUUUUGUUUUUUGUUUUUGUUUUUUUGCCACUAACUUUAGUAUUCAUUCUGCAUUUCUAAACACAAAAAAGUUAUUCUGUUUGUCUUUUUAAUGCUUUAUUCAAUAUUGAUAUUUGUAGUUGAGGGAGUUGGGAAUUUUGUUUGCUUUGAUUAUUUUUAUUUUUUGGUUGUUUGUUUUUGCUUAUUAUGUUAAGCAGAAAUCCUGCAAUGAAAGGUACUAUAUUUGCUAGACUCUAGACAAAAGAUAUUGUACAUAAAGAGAAUUUUUUUGUCUUUAAAUAGAUAAAAAAUGUCUAUCAAAUUUAAUCAGGUUGUAACUUAUGUUGAAGACAAUUUGAUACAUAAUAAAAGAUUAUGACAA
Ceratotherium simum simum (southern white rhinoceros) is the source of this 1281-nucleotide messenger RNA. RefSeq names its product CD9 molecule (gene CD9). The record is from RefSeq and is a predicted model, not a curated record. Gene Ontology annotation, cellular component: plasma membrane. Lineage: Eukaryota; Metazoa; Chordata; Mammalia; Perissodactyla; Rhinocerotidae.